Messenger RNA from Candoia aspera, 677 nucleotides. RefSeq names its product ring finger protein 183 (gene RNF183). Gene Ontology annotation, biological process: protein ubiquitination. NCBI's taxonomy places the organism in Eukaryota, Metazoa, Chordata, Lepidosauria, Squamata, Candoiidae. The record is from RefSeq and is a predicted model, not a curated record. The transcript has a single exon. The coding region runs from base 36 to 614 and encodes 192 amino acids. Gene Ontology annotation, molecular function: ubiquitin protein ligase activity.
ACAUCGGACUCUUCCAGCAACUCAAGCAGGUAGCCAUGGACAGAAAGGGGGAGCCGGGCCUGGCCUCGGACUGCCCAGUCUGCUGGAACGCUUAUGACAACUUUUUCCGGACCCCCAAGCUGCUUCGGUGUGGUCACUCCUUCUGCAUCGAGUGCCUGGCACAUCUCAGCCUGGUCUCCCCAGCCCCAAACCAGCUGCCGUGCCCGCUUUGCCGCUGUCCGACCGUGCUGCUGGCCAACCAGCGGGUGACCGAGCUGCCCACAAACAUUGCCGUCUUGCACUUAAUGGGCUUGGAGCCCAACCACAUCGUCCUGGAGGGCCGGCAACUCUACCUCAAGGAGCAGCGCAAGAGGAGGUACUUCCUGCGCCAGCCCAGGGUCUACACCCUGGACCUGGGCAUGGAGACUGAGCUCAGCACCCACAGUCACCACGAGAGCCCCCCGCCGGUGACCCCCACCACCACCGCCGUGCCCGGGCACUCCCUCCUCCGGGAAUGUGUCCGUAAUCCUCAGCUUCGGAUCUUCACCUACUUGAUGGUCAUUAUCUUAAGUGUGACUUUACUGCUUAUCUUCUCCAUUUUCUGGACAAGACAUUUCUUCUCAGGCAUGGGGUGAGGGAAAGCCAGGGCUGAAAACCUGCUUUUGGUUUAAUGUCGUGGGGGUUCUUUUUCAGGAGGG